UUACCAUCCCCCAUCCCCCAUCCCCCCACACUUCAGCUCCAAAAUGAAUUUCCUCCGUAGCCUCGGAUCAGGAGGCGUGUCUUCUCUAGGCCCCGCCUCCCGCACGGAGGCCGUUCAAUGGCGUCACAGAACGCGACCCGAAGCGGCCUUCGGACCUCGGAGGUGUAAGAGGGUUCGCCUGGGCGGGAUCCGAAUUCGAGCCCCGUGACGGCAUCAGAAAGCGCCUCCGGGAAGCUGCAUGAGGGGACCCAGCCGGGCAAGAAUGCUUGGUAACUGAGACGCGGAGGGACGAUGUUGCAAAUUCUCGCCAGCCGGGGAGACCUGGUGCUGCUCCGAGACUCGGUGGAGUGGGAGGGCCGGAGCUUGCUGAAGGCUCUGAUACGGGAGGUCGCCCUGAAAGGGGAGCAAGUGCAAGUCCUGGGCUGUGAGGUAAGCGAGGAGGUCUUCAGAGAAGGCUUGGACUCCGAUACCAACAGCCGCCUUGUUUACCACGAUGUCUUCAGAGACCCCCAGGGCUGGACCGGGAACUGGGGGCCCCUGGGAAUCCUGAGAGCAUGCUUGAGAGGAGCAGAACCCGGUCCCUGCACCCUCGCGGUGGACUCCCUCAGCUGGCUGCUACUCCACGCCCCCUGCAGUGCCCUCUGCCAGACGCUGAGGGCCCUGGGCCAUGACAACUCCCAUCCUGGACGGGUCCGUGUGCUUGGCCUACUACAUGAGGACGUGCAUGGUCCGGGACCCUUGGGCGCCUUGAGGAGCCUGGCCCAGAUCGAGGUGACCGUGGGAGGGAACCUGGGCUUUACUACUGCACAAGUCUUCCACCCAAAGCCCAGACAUCGAUCAAUCGAGCAGACUUAUUGGUUCUCUAUCCUGCCCAACUUCAGCCUGGAGUUCCAUAAGGAAACCCUUUUGGAGCCCCGGCCCCACCGUGGACCCCAGUCACCCACAGUGGACGCCAUGGCAGACUUGACCUUUAACGUCCACCUGUCCAAGAAGGAGAGAGAGGCCCGGGAUACACUGGCCCUGCCCUUCCACUUCAGUUCAGAAAAGCAACAGUCCUUGCUGCAUCCUGCUCUAGCCUCUUCCACCAGCCAAAUAUUUUAUGAGCCUGAUGCUGAUGACUACCUGGACCAGGAAGAUCCAGAUGAUGAUCUGGAUAUCUGAUGAUUCUGGAAGACUUACCUCUGGCAUUGACCUAGAUUCACAAGCUGUACUGUAGAGUCACAACUCAACUUGAAGGUUAUGUUGUAAAAUCAAUGUGUAAGCCAAAAAGUGACAUAAUUUGGGUUGCCUUUGAAAAUCAUUUGUCACCCAUUACAGUAUCUUUAAGCAGUUGUAGCUGGGAAAGAAUUAGGCUUCCUUCUUUUAAAAGGCAGUGUGAGAAUGGGAGAGCAGAUGGCACAAAAGUGGUUAUUGUAGAAAUAAUUUAAUAUAAACUUUAUUUUUCACUAUGCCCAGCUUAGCUAUUUAUCAGGAGAUGGGACAGUAACUGGGGUCCUUAAAUGGGGGGAAAUGGCAUAAAUAUUUAGCUGGAAAAGAAAAUAGAUGAUUAGCAGAAAAUACUUUUGAAAGGGCUUUGUAUAUAAGUGUGAUUAUAUUAAAAGUGGACUACACCAUGAUAUUAACUGUUUCUUCUUCCUGCCCUACCAGGAAACAGAUAUAGUUCAUAAAGGGCUUCUGAUCAGAAAUUCCAGGAAGGACAAAAAUGGCUAUCAGCCUCAAGAUUAUGACUAUAAUUAAGAGAUUCUAGAAUCAGACUCAAAAUCAUGUAUUCAUUGUAUCAUUGAAUGGAAUAAUAGGUUCCAUCUAUGUUGUUUUCUUUCCCUUUUAAAAAAAGUGUCCAUUAAGUACAAUUGAGUUAAUUUAAAGGUUAAAAAAAUAAGAGGAUGGGAGUGAAUUUGGCUAAAUUUGGGAGUAAAGAACUAUCAAAAGGAAAGAUAGUGCCACUGUUCAUUCUGAAUACAAAGAUUAAAAACAUUCAUGGAAAGAAGACAGAACUGCUCAACCCUUAUUUUGAUUCUGUUUUCUCUGAUAAAGAGAAUAAUCUUUGGAAUGUUAAGGUAUUAAAAGUGAAUUUCAAUCCAUGUUAAGUAUAAUGGUGGUCAUCAGAGGAGCUCUCAGAUCUUUUGGACUGUGACACUUCCAUUGAGUUGGGCCUGCCUACUGCCAAUCAAACCUGUGCUCUGGCUAGGACACUUCCUUUGGAGCUGAAUAUGCUUUCAAGCCUCUCGAAUGACACAUGAGCCUUGGUCUUUUAAGGAAUACACUCAAACAGAAGCUGCUACUUGGUUCCUUAGACCUUGUGACAGGCAGGAAAGGGGACCUGGAUGUGCUAAAAAGGAUAGGCCACAAAGCCAACUCACAUCAUAUACUUUUAAGAAUGACCCCAUCUAUUUGCUCACUCUCUUCUUGAUGGUCAUGUAUGUCAGGACUCUUUAAACCUCAGACUUUCACUUAUGGGGGAAACAACUGUUCUUUCCUUCCCCCAGCAGCUUUGGCAGCUGCUCACAUGUGACAAUGAGAGCACAUAUUGUCUAGGUACGGCCAAGAUCAGAUCAUAGUGCCUUAGUUUCAUCUUUGUGUUUCUUAUAUUCCUGAGAUCAAUGUUUUAGCCUUGGCAGCAACCUCGUAAGCUCAAGAAUUUGUGAUUUCCAGAAUCAAGUGCAAUUUACCCAAUGGAAAGUGCUUAUUGCUAUAUUUCUUAAAAGAAAAGAUAACCACUGAUGAGAUGAUUCUGGCCUACUAGAAAAUAUGGACCUUGAGUGAGCUGAACAGACAGUUAGCAUCUGAAGUGAAAGUGUUCAAGGUUGUCUGCUCAGUAAUCCCACAAUUUUCCUAGGAACCUUUCUUUUGUUUUGUGAAAGAAUAUAAUAAAAAAAUUAUGUUAUUGUAUCAUCUUUAA
Messenger RNA from Monodelphis domestica (gray short-tailed opossum), 2899 nucleotides. It is a transcript of the gene ELP5, whose product is annotated as elongator acetyltransferase complex subunit 5. Lineage: Eukaryota; Metazoa; Chordata; Mammalia; Didelphimorphia; Didelphidae. Gene Ontology annotation, molecular function: tRNA binding. The record is from RefSeq and is a predicted model, not a curated record. Gene Ontology annotation, biological process: tRNA wobble uridine modification. Gene Ontology annotation, cellular component: cytosol; elongator holoenzyme complex; nucleus.